GCGAUGUAAAGAACGGUUGCGUCCUUCGAGCAAGUGGAAAGCUGGCUUUUCUGUUUCGACGCGAUAGUACCCUGCUGAAUUACGGAUUAUUACAAAUUACACCCGCUUUUAGCGCCCUCGAGCCCCACAUUCCACCCGUGCAGACACACCGUCAUCUGUGAGUGGGACAGCAGAGUACAGUGAGUGUAAUAUGUCCUCGACGAAUGCACCGACCGUGAUCACCGAAACUUUAAGACCCACAACGAUCGUGCAGUUCGUUCCAUUAGCUUGUGAGUGAGUGAAGAGAACGAGAGAGAGAGAGAGAGAGAGAGAGAGAGAGAGAAAGAGAGCGAGAUAGAGAAAAAGAAGAGAGUGGGUUUCCGCGGUGCUGACCGCGGUGUUCCGGAUCAAAUCGACGUCCCCUCCCCCCUAUGGAGCGGAAAGAGGAGAAAGAAAAGGAAAAGGUGAAAGCACAUCGCAAACGUUCCGGCGAGCAUCCGCCACACUCGACGAGGCGGGAAACGCUACCAACGCCACCACCGGAUCCAACUCCGUCCCAGCCGACGCUCGAAACGUCACCGGGAGAUGGCAGCUACACGGAAACGGACCCAUUUAAGCGUCUGUUCACGUACCGGGAGCGUGAGGCACAGUUCCUGCGGUUGCUCUGUGACAGUGAGUCAGCACCGGGUGUCCGGAACGCGGGUCCUAGUGGUGCCGUCGGUGACACAGCGAAGGAUGCAACCGGCUCUGACGGAUCGCCAGGAUUCGAGUCGGCGAACGAGUUCCUGAUGCUGUUGAAUCGUGCCGGUCCGUCGGUGGCCGCCGCUUUGUCGACGAAGGAUGCCAUCGAUCAGUUGGAUCGGCUGCACGGGCUGGUCGGGCAGUUUCUUACACUGCAGGAGCAGAAUAUGCGCAUGCACUGGCAGCUGAAGAAUGUGGAGACGCUGCGAAAGCUGAAGCUGAUGCAAAUGGCGAUUGCGAAGGAUCCGGAGUCGUUCAUUGCGGGUAGUACCGGUGGGAUGCCUGAGGACACCUCCGACAAUGACCUGCUGGAUAACGAGAUCGAACAGAACCUGGCACUGCUCGAGACGAUCCUGGCAGCCGGGAACAGUGCCAGCAGUAAGCGCAGCAGCUCGAAAAGGGAACGCAGCAAAUCGGUGAUCAACGACGAGAUCGGGAACUUCCAGCUACAUCGGAAGGAAAGCGGUGGUCGCAGCUACACACUGCGUCGUCAAAGCGCGAUCUCCGACUUUAAGCCCAAGGUGUCUAAAUGGACAAAGGUCAAAGCGGCCUUUAAAUGGGAGAAAACCAGUGCACUGCCAGCGAAUGAGAUCAAGAGUUCGGAGGCGAUGAUGAUACCGGUGAACAAUGAGGUGGCCAGGUAUCUUCGAGUACCAUCGAUACCGUGCGUUGGCAGCUCUGGUGAUUCGGUAUUCAGCUCAUCGUCUGGUAUCGUCGUCAGCGGUGGAUCAGCACCGGGUACUCCGGGCGAGAACAGCCUGGCCAGUUCGGCGGAGAACCUCACCGAUAUGAACGAGGACACGGCUGGCCCGUCGGGGUCUGGCCGAGAACGAAAUGCUAAGCGGGACUCGGUGAAGAGUACGGAGGAGGACGCCCGACGGUCCAGGUCGCUCGAUGGUGAGGCUAUUCUUGAGCCGCUACGGCAACUGGAUAAGAACAAAAACAAAUCCGCCUGGAGCAAAGUGAAAGGCAUCGUGAAGAACUCCCGUGGGUCGCUAAAAUCGAACGAAUCGCGCCGAAACGUGAAACCCUCCAACAGUGUCGGGUGUAGCCGAGAGGCGAGUCCUUGCGAGUCGAUGGACGCUUGCGAGCUUCAGCGGGAUCGAUCGGAUUCGUUCUCCUCGAGUCAAGCUUCACCCGGCCACCGGUCAUCAGCGAUGACGCCUACCUUUUUGUUACUUCCGGCUGGCGGAUUGGCUACCGGAACCGGUGAUAAUAGCGCACCGAGUGGACCGAACUCGCCGUGUGGAUCCAUUCCGGGCACGCAGGGCACCUUCUCGAGUGGGGAUGACACCGAGUCCUGGAAACCGAGUGGCACGAGUCCUGCAGGACCGAGCAGGGGUUCUCGCAAAGGCAAACACAUACCUGAUAUCGCAUCCGUACCUGAAGGCGUCCCGGUGGAGGCGACCAACAGCGGCACCAGCAGCAGUAUUAGUAAGCUAAGAAAAUCACCCCCCAAACCGUUGAGUCUGGGACGGCAGGAGGACACGCCGGGUGAACCUCCGGAUGGGGCAGCCCUUUCGUUGUCCUCCUCCCCUGGACCGAGACACUCACCCAAGCGCAAAAGUUACGCGGGUUUGGCGAGCCUCGAUCCGGAUGGAUCACUUCCGGCGAGUCCUUCCGGGAAGCAGUUUCACUUUUUCGCCCCCACCGAUCGGGUGGUGGAACUGGCCGAACCGGAUUACUCGAGCGGGGACGUGUCGGAUCCGAACACACCGAAACGGCGACCUUCGCCCAAACACCGGACGUUGCAGCGCCAGCGCGAGGAAAUCGAACGGCGGUACCAGGAACUGCAGCAGAAGUUGCAGCGUGAGUUCGACGCGAAGCAGCACGAGUGGGAGCGGAUGAGACCGGCGGCGCUUUUGCUGAACAGCAGCCCCCCCUUGCUUCUAGUGAGCCAGCUGCUGCUGAAGGAGGACGGUUCCGGUGGGCAUGGGUCGAGUUUGAAACCCCAACCGGCCCCGAUCGUGGAGGACAAUUUGACGCCAGAUUUCAAGAAGAAGUUGAACGAAUGGCGCACAAAGCACCAACCAGGCACCUCGAAGGAGCUGGUCGACACGAAGAAGAAACCGACCACCGAUUGGCAGCUGUGGAAGACGGGACAGAUCAAGCUGGAAGGACAGGGCUUGAAGCAGUUGCCGGAUGCGAAGGACCUACCGGAGGAGUUCCAGAAAAAGCUCUCUGAAUGGAAACAGAUGAAGGCGGCCAACAAGGUGCCACCGUACACGACACAAUCCUCCCAGGGUGGUUCCAGUGAGGGAGGCUGUCCAAUGAAACGCCAACAAUCGAAAGCAUCCGGUGGUGCGGUGAAGAAGUCCAAAACGUCCGACGAGCUGGAGAAAGAUCGCCAACAGCAACCGAAGGCCGAAGCUGGCCUAUCGAAGCUGAAGGCACUUGUGAGCACCUCAGAAGCGCCCAAAAAGGAGCUGGUCGUGCAGACAACCAAAGGCUUCAUCAAGUUCGAGGGUAUUUCGCGCAAGUUCACCCGCAAGCUGUUCGAGUGGGAAAAGGCGAAAGGUAUCGGUCCGGAGGCGUCCACAAUUGCGCUGCUUCAUCCGGGUUACGCUCCGGUGGUGGUUGAGACGACGCACGGUGUUGUGCUGGAGAACAAGCGUGAAAAGUCUCCAGCAUUGGCGCGUUCGCUCUCGAUGGAUAGUAUCGCGCCGAUUCCUUCCGCUUCGUCGAUAUCUCAUCAACCAUCGAGUCUGUCGCUAAAUGAUGCCGAUGAGCUGAAGGACGUCGACAAGGAUAGCGGCUCGAACCGGCGCGUGUCGUCAAACCCCGAGCUGGAGCUGGUGGCUGACCGGGAGGAACCGGGAGCGGUCCUAGUAGAGGUCGAGGAUGAGGUGUUGGAGGUUGCAGACCCAUUGCUACUGCCAGAGGAAGAACGCACACGGUCGGUCUCACUGGGUGCGAACCAGAAAGCCAAAGAGCCUGGAUAUUCGUCGAGACCGUCCAGCAACAGCAGCACCAUCCUCAAGGACUCCACGAAGCUGCUGAUACGAUUGAGCGAGCAGGACUCGGUAGAUCGGGACGAAGUGCGCCGGUUGAAGAUCGUCCUGCGGGCACUCAUCGCCACACUGCCCGAGUUCGUGGAGACCGGUUCGCGGAAUAGUAUUGCAUUUUUCGCCUACAUGAAGGACCUCGCGUUGGAUGUGUUGCGGUACCUGCACCGGUUCGAGGAUGGUUCGCUUAAGGACGCCGGCGAAGUGCUGAGCAACGUGCAAACCAUCAACGGUUCGGUGGCCGAACUGAAGAAGUCACUCCACUCGUACAUGAAGUACGCCACCAGCAACGCAAACGGACGCAACAAGGACGAAGAGAUACCACAGAUCAGUAUUACACCAGCCGUGGGUGCGCAGGCAACAACCUCGAUACAGCGGACAGAUGAUUCCUUCCGCAGUAUGGCCACGAUCAACGUUACACCGACGUUCGUGUGUAACGCGGUUCGCGUCAACACCGUGGAGUUGGUGCAACCCAGACCGGUACAUCGGUUACCGCUUAGCUCGGAACCGGAACCCGUUCCGGUGGAAGCAUCUGUGCGUGUUCCAUCCACUGGCGCGGACCUAAGCAAGGACUCACCGGAAAAGGAUGCGCGCGAAAAGCUACAGCGCAAUCUGAGCAAUGGCAGCCGACGGAAGGCACGCAUCAAGCGGAUGGGAUCGAGACAAAGCAGCAAGACGGAGAGUGAUAGCGAUGACAACCCGCAGAACUACGCGCUGGAUGUGCCGCGAAAGGCGAAGCGUAAAACGAGCCGUGCGAAAAAGCCAUCCACAGGUUCCAUGGAGAAGCUGGUAGGAAUCGUACCUGGUGAGAAGGUCGCCGAGGAUGUUGUGUACGUGUUGAAGAUCAAACCGGGUCAGAAGAUCGAGCAGUUGGAACGCCCACAGAACGCAUCGCUCGGUGUAACGCAGGCUGGCGAGUCGGAGGAUGUGCUGAUAUCACCUCAGGAAACCUGCGUGGAGUUGUUGGAAGCCACACACCCGAUCGGGGUCUGUCAAAGUGUUGGUAGCUGCUCGGCUAACGUGUUGAUAAAAACGAAGCGUAAAAUCUUUACCACGGUUGAAAGUGACGGGUUGGUUGUGGGUGGUUCCGGAAGCCAACCGGUGGCCAUCAGCCAGGAGCUCGAAUCGGGAUCAGGUGCAUCGGAUCGGAAUGACGCAUUGGACGCGACCGUGAGUGUUGUGGUGGCUCCAAGUCAGGAACCAAAAGUCGUCACGAAUCUGCCACCAUUGCCACAGUCACCGAGCAUGCAGCGCCGGAUGGAUCCUUCGAGGGCGCCCAUUAAGGAGCUUUCGCCCAACAUCCGGUUGAUGAUAGCGAAGUACAAUCAGCGGCUUACCACGGAAAAGAGUGGUGCUUCACCGCACAGCUCGGGAUCGUGUUCACCCGUCGCCUGGCGAUCACCUGUGCUCGAUCGGCGCGUGAGGAAGCAGACGGAAAAGUACCAGGAGACGAUACAGCUCUCGAAAUCGGCCAGUGCCGGGAGUUUGCGCAAAUCCUUAAAGCAGUUGGAAGAGGACAAAGAACGGGAGGUUGUGCGGGGUCGGGGAGCGAACAAUGGUGCCGGAGCAGAGGAUGGUGAAACUCGUGAUCGAACGCGAGUGAUCAAGUCGUUCAGUACGAGCAAGAUAGAGGGCGCUAGUAAGGAGGCGUUGGAUCGAUCCGGACUCGAGAACUCACGCAAGGAUCCAUCGCCUGAGCUCGGUACGUUCCUGGCGUGUGAUAGUCUUCGCCGGCGUGACACGCUAUCACGGUUGGAGAGUCGAAGAGCUGCUAUAGAACAAGAGCAGCAGGUCGUGAUGGAGCAGAAGUUAUCCAACGCGUCCUCAGCUACCGGUCAAGCGACGUCCAACGCGACAGGUACGAUCAAGAAAGAGCGACUGUACAAAAAACGAACCGAAUCCCCAAUCGCAACCGGUUCCGGCACGUCGACAGGUAGCAUGAAGAAGGUGUCCAACCGGGGCGAAAAGUACACCCGGUGUCGAUCCGUCCCGAACGAGGAGUGCGUCCAGGAGGUGUUGAUCUCGUCCAAAGCCCUCAAACCUCCAAGUCCACGGUUGAUCGCACGCCGAAGACUUAAUCUCGACCAACAACGGAUUGAGUUGUCGCGGUCAGCUCCAACAACUCCCCAGGAGGAGAAUCGCAGUAUUCUGGUGCCACUCAGCCAGCGAGCGCUCAAACUCAAGAGGGCUAAAGAGGAGUUCCUGCGAACGCCUGUCGGUGAUCGAUCGGUACUACAGGAUGUGUCAUCACGAACGGAACCUGCGGAUCAGCAGGCUUGGAGUAAUCGAGUCAGUCAGAUCAGUGUCACUAGCACGGCAUCCUCAAGCGUGGUAGAGGGCGAAUUAACGCUGCUGAUGAAGAGUGCUAGCGCAGGUGUUAUUGGCGUGCGAUCACCAGUCGACCCCGAUGGAUCGCUAGUAUUGCGACGGGACGAAUCCGGAUCAUCGUGUGUCGAAGGCGAUGUGAUAGGAACAACCUCACGCCAUAGCCUCAGUACGACCAGUGCAACCGGGUUUGGUGGUGCAGGUGGUUCAAUUGCAGCUAGCAGCAGUGGAGGCCGUUUCGGUGGUCUUUCGAAUCUCGCGUCGAAGCUGCGCAAGGUGAAGCUACGGCGCAGUAGUAAGGAUCUCAGCAAGAUGCACGCCAUUUCGACGCUCUGCCGCCAGAGCCUGAUGGUGGAUAUUAGUGGCGAAGCGACGGCCAAGAUGGGCAGUGCGCAGAGUUUGGGUUCCGGCCGUCGUCGCCGAGGCGAACCGGGUGAUGGUGAUGGUCGUGACAGCGAAAGUGAACCGUUGAAGAAGUCCGGUAGCGUGCAGGCGAUCUGCAACCGGUUCCGGCGCAGUGGCGAACGCAACGAGGAGUUGAAGAAAAGCCGCAGUCUGGGCUUUCUCGAGCCGGAUCGGAAGGGUUCGGGUUGAAUGGGCGGGUAGGCUAGUGAACAUACUAGUUAUAGCUUAUCGCUUUAGCAAGAAACUACUGCCCUGUUGGGCAGACCGUAGUUGGGUGUACACUUAUCACAAGGCGCAGCUGUAGACAGCCACGUGGUGUAUGUAAAUUAUUUCCCGAUUAGCCCGCGUUGUUAGUAUCCUGGUAUCGGUUUUCGAUCGGCCCUGGACGGGCUGUGAAGAUGUCCAAGAGAUAUGUUCUGUUCCGCGCCCCGUAUGUUCUGAACUUGCUGUUUCUAUUGAUGUUCCGUCUCUUCCGUGGUUUUUUUUCGUUCUACUGUCCACGUUUCCGCUCGUCCGUAGGACGCGGCAUUGAUGUUUUUCUUCGAAUGAAAACGAAAUAAAUGAA
This is a messenger RNA of Anopheles nili, 7020 nucleotides long. RefSeq lists its product as uncharacterized. Bases 411 to 6644 code for a protein of 2077 amino acids. The transcript has 12 exons. Gene Ontology annotation, molecular function: transcription coactivator activity. The record is from RefSeq and is a predicted model, not a curated record. NCBI's taxonomy places the organism in Eukaryota, Metazoa, Arthropoda, Insecta, Diptera, Culicidae.